Mesorhabditis spiculigera is the source of this 582-nucleotide messenger RNA. The record is from the annotation of a GenBank genome assembly. Lineage: Eukaryota; Metazoa; Nematoda; Chromadorea; Rhabditida; Rhabditidae.
AUGAUCGACAACACGCCGGUGCCAAUCCCGACAGGUCCCCUUCGCCGCCCACACCCGCCCGACUUGACCAGCUUCAACGUUCGCAAUUUUAAAAUUUGUUACGAUUCGGUGAUCGCCCAGCUCCACGACAAGAAGAACUGCUGCCCGAAAUGCGGAAUCAGGAAAGACAUCUUUGACGACAACGGCUACAAGCAGCACCUGGAAACGCACGUCAAAGAGAAUCUUCGCAAAGAACCGAAAAAUACCCUGAAUAAGCAACGCCGGUGGUACGUGAGCCUGGAAGUUUGGGUCUCUGAUUUUGGCCAAAACGAAGCCACGUCUGUGAAGGAGGCCGAGAAAGAGAACGCUCCGAGAGCUCCAACGACGGCUCGACUGGCGGCUGGCGAUACCGGAAAGAAGGUGUGCUUCGCGUGUCGUGACAGCUUCAAGCGGGUCUUUGACGACGACGAAGAAGUCUGGUUUCUGAAUGAUUGUGUCAUCUCGCAGGGCCAGUACUUCCAUGAAAGCUGCGUCUACGUGCUGACCAUCAAGGAAGAGGAGUUCGAGCGUUCGAGCGAGUCCGAGCUUCCCGGGCUCGGAGAA